Nerophis ophidion (straightnose pipefish) is the source of this 3424-nucleotide messenger RNA. It is a transcript of the gene luc7l3, whose product is annotated as LUC7-like 3 pre-mRNA splicing factor. The record is from RefSeq and is a predicted model, not a curated record. Gene Ontology annotation, cellular component: U2-type prespliceosome; U1 snRNP. Gene Ontology annotation, biological process: mRNA splice site recognition. The transcript is spliced from 10 exons. Gene Ontology annotation, molecular function: mRNA binding. Bases 117 to 1544 code for a protein of 475 amino acids. NCBI's taxonomy places the organism in Eukaryota, Metazoa, Chordata, Actinopteri, Syngnathiformes, Syngnathidae.
GACGUCAGUGCGGCCGCCAUUUUGAGUCAAUGUGCUUCGGUACUAGAUGGUGUGGACUGGAUAUUCCUGAUAUAUUGUUGUGUUUCACGCUUAGAUUUCAAGUCCAAGCUUGAAACAUGCUUUCCGCAGCCCAAUUGCUCGAUGAGUUAAUGGGCCGGGAUAGAAAUUUGGCCCCGGACGAGAAGCGUUCCAACGUCAAAUGGGACGACGAGAGCGUGUGUCGAUACUAUCUAUGUGGCUUUUGUCCAGCAGAGUUAUUUACAAACACACGCUCUGAUUUGGGCCCCUGUGAGAAAAUCCAUGAUGAAAAUUUAAGGAAAAUUUAUGAGAAAAGCUCACGGUUCAUGAAGGAGGGCUAUGAGCGAGACUUUCUGCGCUAUUUGCAGUCACUCUUGGCUGAAGUGGAACGCCGCAUUCGCAGAGGGCACGCUCGCCUUGCUCUUUCUCAAGCUCAGCAGAAUUCAGGGCAGGCUCCUCCUCCGGCAGGAAAGAACGAUGAGAAGGCUCAGGUUCUCACAGAGAAGAUUGAAGAUUUGGUUGAUCAGAUUGAGGAGCUGGGGUCUGAGGGCCGUGUGGAGGAGGCUCAGGGAAUGAUGAAGCUGGUCGAGCAGCUCAAGGAAGAGAGGGAGCAGCUCAACGCCAACCCUUCGUCUAUUGAGAGCUUUGCGGCCCAGGAGAAACAGAUGGAGGUGUGUGAGGUGUGCGGGGCCUUCCUGAUUGUGGGUGAUGCGCAGUCUCGGGUGGAUGACCACUUGAUGGGAAAGCAGCAUAUGGGCUAUGCUAAGAUCAAAUCCACUGUGGAGGAGCUCAAGGAGAAACUACGACGCCGCUCAGAGGACCCCCAAGGUGAAACUCCUGUUGUUAAGAAAGAAGACCGUGAGCGAGAGGAGCGGGAGAAGAAGCGCAAAGAGGAGGAGGAAAAGGAGAAAGAGCGGGAGAAAGAACGCGAGAAAGAGCGGGAACGUGAGAGGGAGCGUGAGCGAGACAAGGAGAGGGAAAGAGACCGAGACAAGGAGAGGGACAGAGACCGAGACCGAGACAGGCGGGCACGACGAAGCAAUUCUAACAGCCGCCACUCCAGCCGAGCAUCAGACAGGAAAAGGAGUCGGUCACGUGAUCGCAGAAGAUCCAGGAGCAGGGAUAACCGUAGACGCAGCAGGAGCAGGGAUAGAGAGAGGGAUAGGGACAGGAGACGCAGUCGUGACCGCUCCGACCGGAAGCGGCGUUCCCGAAGCCGCGAAAAGAGGAGGUCGCAUAGCUCAGAGCGCAGAGCUCACCGCCACCGUAGCCGCAGCAGGGACAGGGAUAGGGAGAGAGACAAGGAAAGAGACAGAGAGCGGUCGUCCAAGGACAAAGACCGUAAAACAUCAGAAGAGAAAAGCAGCAGUUCCAAGAAAGACAAGAACUCUGAGAGCGAAGGAGACGCUGUAAAGGCUUCAACAGAAGCGGAGCCCAUGGAGACAGAGGCUGCUGCCUCGGCCUCUCCUCUCAUUAACGGCCAGCAAGAGCUCCUCCAUUCUGAAGGUGACACUCAGUCCAAUUAAAACUGAUCUGAUAGGACCUCAGAUCAGACCCAGGUAAGUGUGUCCUCGUCCUCGCCCGUCCUGACUCCCCUAACCCCACACACUUCCCUACUCCUCCCAUGUUGCCCCUCUACCUACGCACCCUCCUGCCCUUCCCGCUCCCCCAUCUUUUGUGCCGUUGCAUUCACUUAUUGCUGAUGUUUGUCUGACGUACCAUAUCCUGUUUUUGAAUAGUGCAUCAUAAGUAUGCACUGAAGACGAAGAACUAGGUUCGAUGAAUGAGAAGAAAGUAGAAAACAUUCACACAAAGCCAAGAGGGAAAGGCCAGUGUAGCCCUGAGCAAACAUGCCCAGAGGUACCCAAUGUCUUGUACCGGUUUUGAUCCUUCAAGAUGUUUGUCUUUUUGUGGACACAAGUGGCAGAAAAAUAUUAAUGAAUCCAAGCAAUUUUUCUGCUUGCUUUUUUCGCCUGAUUGGAUGUAGUCAUUUAAUAAUUUGUUAAUCUAGAUUGAAAAUACUACUGUGUGUUUAUAUGUACCCAUAACGGGGAAUGUUUUAUCCUCAUAUGUAAACACACAGGAAUACUUUGCCAUGGAUUUCCUUACUGUGCCUGAUAAUGACAUGCAGUGUGUGUUUGUUUUGGCUGGGUGGGUGGAUGGGGUUGUCAUAGUAACCGGGGGGGAACCUAACAUACCUAACUAACUGGAGGGUAGGGUUUAUCGCAUAAUUUGCAGCUGACUUCCACACCUCACACAGCGUUGGUGUUGUGAGCGAGACCACAUGUGAAAAGGGCAAAUUAAAAAUCAUGGAUACUCUGACUGUCAAACUGUGCAGGUACUCACCCCAGGUACUCCUUUCUAUACCCACAUCCUUUUGUGAAUGCUGUUGCCUGUCAGAACAACAUGAACUUGAGAGCUUGAUUGUGAAAUGUAUGUAUGUUGUUAGCUUUUAUCUUUCAAGCAUAGAAGCGAAAGCGCCCACUUGAUUACCAAUCUGCCAUAUAGGGUUAUGUUGUAGUUCUCUCUGAUCAUUCACUUUGAUAGCAACUAAGUGAUAUCAAACCCCUUUGACACCUGUAAAGAUAUUUAAUUGCAGAGCGGUGUCAACCAUUUUGUAGACAAUGUUCAGGAAUUUUCAGCCAAACGCUGACAAGGCGUCAGACGUGUAGGAGGAAAUUUUUUAAUCUUAUUAGUGUGAUGCUCUCUGAGAUACACUCAAUUAUUGCUGCUCACUUGUUGUUUCUAGCAAAUCAGUUGCUGAGGUCCCUUGCUAACAUUCUCUUUUUAUGACCAUGUUUGCCCAGCAGGAGAAUCUGGGAUAACUGAUGGAAGAAGAACUGGAGGAGAGCACCCGCACCUCACUUUGAGCCCGACACUCGGCUGCUUACAAACAAGGUGAUCCACAAAUGCGUAAUUAAAAUCAAGAAUGUGGAAAUGAGACAGGGAGGGGAAAAAUAACACUGAUUUUAAUGUCUAUGUGUCGAUCUCAUAGAUAGAUGAGUCCUUGUGGUUCAGUUAAUGUUUAAUUUUGGGGGGCGGGGAGUAUAGACACUUAAAAUACCAAACUUUGUAGGCUGAUUUUUUUUUUUGUAUGAGAAGCUCUUUUUUUCUCUGCAUUCAGUUAUUAAAAAACAUUACCUGUGGUUUAUUUUGAUCUGUCAGGUCCUAUUUCACUUCAUUUUUUAAAAACGUUAUGUAAAAAUGUCAAUUUAAUGCCAAGGCGUGGCGGCUCUUUUCCCUUCCACGUCGAGCUCACAUUGAUUGCUCCUCCUGCUGUUAAAAAAAAAAAAAAAUACUGAAUUUUCCUUUGGAUCAAAUCAUUUUGACUUGAGACUCAAGGCGUGUUUAGGUUUGCUCUGCUUUUAAUGUCCAUGUGGUCUUGAAGAAUAAAAGAUUAAAUGAC